This is a messenger RNA of Megalobrama amblycephala (Wuchang bream), 1510 nucleotides long. It is a transcript of the gene tlcd5b, whose product is annotated as TLC domain containing 5b. NCBI's taxonomy places the organism in Eukaryota, Metazoa, Chordata, Actinopteri, Cypriniformes, Xenocyprididae. The coding region runs from base 347 to 1075 and encodes 242 amino acids. The transcript is spliced from 3 exons. Gene Ontology annotation, cellular component: membrane. The record is from RefSeq and is a predicted model, not a curated record.
AUCAUCACCCCCAUGUUAGGUCAUAGGAUGGGCAGAUGAAUGGCUCCAUGUAGUUUGGAAUUUAUCCAUGGGUAUAUUGGGAGUAAGGAGUCUAAUCUCAUAAGAGGCUCAAGCUGCUUGAGGCCGCAUGGAGAAGAGGAAGUGAGCGACCAGAAGUAUUGUAGUUUUACACUCUGAUUGUGUCUGUUGUGUCACACCACUCUCGGGAGAGGAAGGAUUUUUCUGUCGGAGAUGUUUAUUCUCAGUGCAUUGAGAGUGCAGUGGGUUGAGGAGAACCCUGGAGCUGCUUUCAUGGAUUUACCAGGAUGUUUAGGUUCAUGCGCUUGAGUUGUAUCUGAGUGCAGAGAUGCCUCUGUUGAUUGUUGAGACUAGUUGCAGCCUGAUUGGCUGGUUGUUUCUGUACAUGUUGCUGUGUCACUUGAACAGUGAUAGAGAUUAUGAGUGGAACUGCAGGCUGGUAACUUUGCUCCAUGGCAUCGUGAGCGUCUGUGUGACUGCCUACAUCGGGUUCAUUGCUGGGCCAUGGCCUUUCACACACCCAGGCACUGAAAACACACCUCUCCAGAUCCUGGCUCUUGUUCUCAGCUUGGGAUACUUCUUCUUCGACAUGGUUUGGUGUGUGUAUUUCCGCACUGAGGGUCCGGUGAUGUUGGCCCACCACACCAUGAGCAUCUUUGGAAUCCUGCUGGCACUGGGACUUGGCGAGUCGGGCAUCGAGACCUGCGCUGUCCUCUUCGGCAGCGAGAUCACCAACCCGCUCUUGCAGGCCCGCUGGUUCCUCAAGCGCAUGGGCCGCUAUGACAGUUUAGCUGGAGAUGCGGUGGACCUGCUCUUCAUUCUUCUGUUUGCCUCUGUGAGGAUCGGUGUUGGCAGCAGAAUGCUGUACUGUGAAUUAACCUCUCCAAGGCCAUCGCUGAUAGUGAAAGUUUGUGGGGUGGCUAUUUACACUCUCUCCUGGAUCUUCAUGGUGGACAUUGCACGUUUUGCCUGCAGGAAAACUCGCUCCAAAUACAGGCGAUGGAAGGAACAGUACAAGCUGGAGGAUUCUAAUGGACGUGCUGAUAAAUUGAAAUAGGUCAUUCUGUGAAAAAAUGGCAAAUCUAAACUGCUAAUAUAUGUAGCUCGAAGAAUUGUGUUAAUUAAUACAGUUCCUACACCAUUUUUUCACCAAUUAAUUUUCAUUACUUUUUGCUGGAUACAUUUACAUAGGUUGCACUCAUAAAAAGUGAAAUAUUUAAAACAUAACUAGAAAAAUGUCCUAUUUCCAAUUCCCGACUCUUCCAAAUUUUAUUAUUUACUUACACAAAUUCUCCAUGACAUAUAAAGAUUUUUUUCAAUUUUAUGCCAUAUUGGGAUUUUGUUCAUUUCUACCACAUAUUAAGAUUUUAUUAAUUUCCACAACUUUUCCAUAACAUAUUAAAGUAUUAUUAAUUUCCACAACUUUUCAGUAACAUAUUGAGAUUGUAUUCAUUUUCAGAUCUUUUCCAUGACAUGUUAAGAUUUUAUUAAU